AUGACAGAAAAUAACUCUUACAAAAUCGAUCAUCGUUAUAAUCAAAAUAAUACACCAAUAAUAACUACAAAUGGUCAACAAUCAGUUAAAUCUUAUCGUGAACAAAUUGAAACAAUGUUAACACGAUGGCAUCAAUUACAAAAAGUAAAACAACAAUGUCCACCUAUUGAUUUCGAUAAUAUAAUGGAAACUGAUCUAGCACGACAACUUCAUGAAAUAGAAGAACAAGAACAAAAUAAUUUAUUGGAAAAAACACUUGAAUUACAAUUGUGUCAAUAUGAUAAUCAGCCAUGUAGAAUAUCCGAUGAUGAUAUGAAAAAACAACUAAAACAGAUUGAAAUUGUAAAACAAUCUGAAAAAAAUGAACAACAACGUCAAUAUGAUAAAAUUUUACAACAAUUGAAACAAUAUGAGAAAAUUGAAAUCAAUUCUCAACAUAAACAAAAAACAAAUAGCUCAAAUCAUCAUGAUAGAAAAGAAUUUGUUUGUAUUCGUGAACAGAAACAUAAUAUCUAUAUAAAGUUAUUAUCAAUGUUGCCAAAUCUAUUUGAAUUGACAAAAAUGGUUAGAUUGUUCUAUGGUAAACUUGGUCCCAUACAUGUUGAAAUACCCAUCAAUAAGAAUACAUCACACACAAUAAUGGUUACCGAUAGUAUCACUAUGGCUGAAUUAAAAGAUCGUGUUUAUGCAAUUGGUGGUGAUUAUUUUGGUGAUGUACCAACAAAAACAUCAGCAACAUCAUUAAAUACAAUUGAAAAUAAUUGUCACAAUUACCCACCAACAAAUGUUCAUAUAGGUUUUGUCAUUGGUAUAGCUUUAAUCAUAUUGCUUUUAUCGAUUAAUAUUAUUGUUAUGAUAUUAAAAAAACGAUCAAAAUAUCGUACAAGAAUCGAAAAUAUUUCAGGUGGUUCAUUACGAUUAGAUGAUCUGUUUCCUGAUGUAAAUCAUCAACAACGGCAACAACAGCAACAAAAACAAUAA
Molecule: messenger RNA, 981 nt
Organism: Rotaria socialis
Lineage: Eukaryota; Metazoa; Rotifera; Eurotatoria; Philodinida; Philodinidae
Source: the annotation of a GenBank genome assembly